AAGUGACAGAAGUACCCAAGGGUGCGGUGCAUCAUCACGUGACUCAACCAAUUGAGAGAGCCAUUUUGGAAACAUCAAAUCCGAAAAUCGAGACUAAAAACGCUCUUAAAUCACGGCAAACAUAUAUCACCCACCUUUUCUCCGGGAAGCUUCCUCAUUCUAGGUACCACCCACCACCACCCACCGCCCACAGAUAACCGCCAACCCUCCCUCGCAAUGGCUUCCUUUUACCCGACUCUCGCGCCCUUCGUCAUGAAGCGGCCAUGGCUGAACAACCUAUUCAAGCCCGUCGCAAACUGGUACGCCAAUGCCGCCGGCUAUCGCCAGCUCGGUCUUCGCGCCGACGAUCUGAUUGUCGAGGAGGACGAGCUCGUCGUCAGGGCCCUGAAGCGCCUGCCGCCGAAAGAAGCGUACGACCGCGUCUACCGACUACGACGUGCGUUCCAGGCCAGCACCGUCCACAAGCUGCUCCCCAAGGAGGAGUGGACCAAGCCCGAGGAGGACGUUCCCUACCUGAAGCCCUUGAUCGACCAGAUCUAUACCGAGGAGAAGGAGAAGAAGGCGCUGGACACUCUGACCGUCAUUCGAAGCCACUAAACCGAAGAAACAAAUAUAUACAUUAGCGUCUCAAACAACGGCGAGUUAUUUGUACCAUAAGCCAAACAAAAAAGAAGAAGAAACAACCUUGCGUUAAACGACGAGAAGAAUAGAGCGUGAUUGGACAAGAGACAUGCUUGUCCGCAAAGGAGUCUUAGGCUGUAAAAACUCGACGAAUUGAACGUUUCCAAUCAAAGAUAUAUUAUAACUACCUGUAUAUAUAUCUAGACUUUUUUUUAAUCUCCUCUCAAUCCCGUAUCGUUGUAAUCUUAGAGAACCUCGGAGAGCUUAGCCAGUUCAGCCUUUAGCUUUUGGCAACUGCUAUGUUGCUAUAUAGGUGCUCGACAAAGUUAUAUCAGGUAAUCAAC
Molecule: messenger RNA, 965 nt
Organism: Daldinia caldariorum
Lineage: Eukaryota; Fungi; Ascomycota; Sordariomycetes; Xylariales; Hypoxylaceae
Product: putative ubiquinol--cytochrome-c reductase
Exons: 3
Coding region: 217-597 (126 amino acids)
Biological process (GO): mitochondrial electron transport, ubiquinol to cytochrome c
Source: RefSeq, a predicted model, not a curated record